UGGCACAUGUCACGAAUUUUAUUUGAUUAAUAUAAAUAGGAACAAUAAACUUAGAUCAUAAACUAAGCAGCAUUAACAUGAAUUUCUCGGAAAGAUAAUAUGUUUAUCACAUGCAAAACUGGUACAUAAAAUGUAAAACAUUAGCAAAAAGUAUUCCAGUUGAAAAAGUGAACGGAUCACAAUUAGAUCAAGAUGUGGCUAAGACUACUUAUAUCGCUGCUACUAGCUGCUUAUUUGGAUGCCAAUUGCGACGUGUGUCAGACUGGGAGGGCAGCCUGUCAUAGCGAGAAUACCUUCUCCAUAUGCAUUGCUGGUGAACCGACUUACGAUGUCAUAGAAUGUCCAACUGAUUAUAUUUGUACCGGCGAGAAAUACAUAUGUUAUGAAAAGGAUCACUAUCAACCCAUCUGCAUGCCCGGCGCGACGACCACAACUCCAGUGCCAACCACAACCCCAAUCCCAACCACAACUCCAGUGCCUACCACAACUCCAGUGCCUACCACAACUCCAGUGCCAACCACAACCCCAAUCCCAACCACAACUCCAGUGCCAACCACAACUCCUGUGCCAACCACAACCCCAAUCCCAACCACAACUCCAGUGCCAACCACAACUCCAGUGACAACCACAACCCCAAUCCCAACCACAACUCCAGUGCCAACCACAACUCCAGUGCCAACCACAACCCCAAUCCCAACCACAACUCCAUGCCAACCACAACCCCAAUCCCAUCCACAACCACAAGAGCCUCGACAACCACUGAACAAAUUGAGGACCUAG
Molecule: messenger RNA, 780 nt
Organism: Drosophila grimshawi
Lineage: Eukaryota; Metazoa; Arthropoda; Insecta; Diptera; Drosophilidae
Product: soluble scavenger receptor cysteine-rich domain-containing protein SSC5D
Exons: 4
Coding region: 193-780 (195 amino acids)
Source: RefSeq, a predicted model, not a curated record